AGAGGAGUGGCAGAGACAAACAGAAGGAGGCUCAUAUAAAGCAGCUCUGUGCUCUUGAUUUUGGAGGACUUAGUUUAACAACACUAGAGCUACAGCUUAUUAAAAAAGGAGCAUUACAUUUAUUUACCACCUAGGUUUUGUGAUACAUUUUUUACCUGGGAUUUAUUGCUGGCUCCAUGAAGAAUCCACAAACUUCUAAAGAGGUCUGACACCAAGUGUGUUGAAGACAUCAGGAAUCCUAGUUUUUAAUAUCAUUCUUCUUCCUUAACCCCGAGACAUGGGGCUCUGGAUCAUCCUUCCCAUCUCACUAACACUGGUGUCCUUCAUUGGAACAUGGAGCAUAUAUGGCAUGGCCUACUCCAACAAUCAUGUGUGUUCACUCAGCAAUUGGAGUGGCAAAAAUGUUUGUCGAGGGAACGAGACCAAAGGAUGCUGCUUUGUUCCUACAAUAAGUGGAAGUGGCACCUUUGCUCCAGAAAGCUCGCUGUUUACAGCAACAAUGAACGCGGGAACCUUUCUAUUUGUGCUGUUCACCGUAUUCCAUCAUGCCCACAUAAUGGAGAAACACAUGUGCCAUUCCAUGCUGAGCAAAAUGGCAUUAGCCUUUGGACUGGUGGCAGCCGCCGGGGCCUUUGCUGCUGGAAACUGCAAUCCAGGUGAUGUAACUCUCCUGCACUACCUCGGAGCUGCCGUCAGCUUCUCGUGUGCCUGUUUCUACACCAUCCUGCUCUGCGCCCUGACGGGGAAGUGUGUUCUGACCGGGUUCGAAAGGUUCCUCUUCCCUCUGCGCGUCUUCUUCGCAGUGGUUCAGUUCACUGUGACUGUCUGCUAUACCAUUUUUUUCGUCCAGGAAGAGUACUUUUACAACCUCCUGUCUGCAGUUUUCGAGUGGACCCUCAGUGUCAACCUGCAGAUGUUUGAGCUCACUUACGCAGUGGAGUUUUUCUUCUUCUCGUCCUUCAUGAUUUCAAACCUGCUGACCAAACGCGAGGAGGAAAAGCCCUUGAUAUUGCCCAUGUCCUGAUGUAAGGCGGCCAGGUCCCAGCAGGAAAACACAAAUAGUUAAAGACUUUGUAAGACAUCAGUGACCGCAGUGGCUGGACCCUGGCUGAAGGUUCAAUAGCGUUUUAUGUUAUUUUAUCGUUUCAGAUUGGAUUGCGUUUACUUUUGUUUCAUCAUCUCAACUGUUACUUGAAAAAUUUUUCUUUAAAUUGGGCAUUUCUGUUUCUUAGGUAAUGUAUUUAUUAAAACUCUCCCACUUUAACAGCAACAGAACAAAUCACAUACUUGGAUGGUACAGGGCCUGUCAAAAUCAUUCACUCUCUGGAACUUUUAAUAAUUUUUUUGUCGCAUUAACUAUAAACCUUUCUUUUUUUUUUUUGUGGGAUUUUAUAAGAUACGCCAAUACAAAGCACAUCUGAAACGUGCAGUGUGCGAAGGUAUUCAUAAGCACUGAGCCAGCACUUUGUAGAACAAUCUUUCACUGCAUUUACAACCACAACACUGGUGGUACGUCUCUACGAUGUUUCCACGUCUACAAAUUCAAAUUUCGACCCAUUCUCCGGUGCGAUAUUGCUCGAGCUCAGUCAGAUUGGAUUGAUAAGAAAUUUAAAAUCUUGCCACAGAUUGUUCUUUGAAUGUAAGUUUUGAUUUGGACUGGACCGUUCUAACCUUUAACUAUGUGUUGAUCAAAUCAUGCCACUUUAGCUGUAUCUGUGUGACUAAUUAACGCUCUCCUUGCCAAACUUUAGAUGGAUUGGCAUAUUUUUGUGAAUUUAAAGUUGUGCAAUAUCUGUUCCAUUUUCAAGCAUGAGAUUCAUCACUUCUCUCCCUGAUCCGUCUGCUGUGUUGCUUGGUCUUCACUAAUGUUCUCUGACAAACCUCGAAAGCUUUCACAGAGCCGGUUUUAGUUAUAAUGAGAAUGACUUUCACACAGAUGGACUCUACUAACUGGGAGACUUUCAGAGGUAAUUGCUUGCUCUGGAUUUUAUGUAGGGAAUAAAAGUGAGAAUGCCUGAACACAAAUGUCACACUUUGCCACAAAUUUGCAAACCUUCUGUCAGUUUCCUUCCACUUCUCAAUUAUGAAGUACUUUCUGUUGGUCUAUCACAUAAAACCCUAAUAAAACCCGUUAAAAUUUGUGGUUGUACCAUAGCAAAAUGUGAACAGAGUUGUGAAUAAUUUUUCACAGCUGUGUAAACUGUAUUCACCAGAAAUAAUUUACCAAAGUCAUCUGGCUUUGAUGAAACGGUUUAAGCCCGAGUGUGUGUUUUUUAGUGCAAUAACCUUUAGAAUGUGGACAGAGUGUACCAACAAACACAUUUUCUCUUGUAGCUCGGUACAGGCAUGACGUUUAGGCACUUUAAUAGAAUUAAGAAGUCAUUACAUGUGUUGUGCUGAUAGACAGGUUAGACUAUGAUGCUCUUGGAUCGAAGGGCGGAGUUCCUGUAACUACCAAAGAUCCAGUUUGACUAGACAAUUAAAACUGAGUGACGUUUUUGAACAAAGACUCAUGCGAUUCCUUCUCACUAAAAACACACAAACCUCAUCACCUCCUUUACAGAGGGUGUUGUCUGUGUCCUUUCCAUAACAUUACCUGAUUAUAUCUCAUCAGGUGUUUCAAGACUGACUUUACAGAGUAGGGUAAAUACUGUGGUAAACAAUUUAUUGUAAGGCUUUAGCACUCGUUGCAGUUGUUCAGAAGCAAAUUAAUCCUAUUUUGUUAGAUUGGGUUUAAUGCUGAAUCACUGAAAACUCAAACUCUUCACAAAAGUGACAACAAUAUUGUGGUUUAAUGCAAAGCACUUGACCUUUACUUGAAAGAAGGUAAUAUACAUCCUGGAAUUACAGAUAAUAAAGAUACAUUAUGAGCAAA
Molecule: messenger RNA, 2875 nt
Organism: Gambusia affinis (western mosquitofish)
Lineage: Eukaryota; Metazoa; Chordata; Actinopteri; Cyprinodontiformes; Poeciliidae
Exons: 7
Coding region: 278-1024 (248 amino acids)
Biological process (GO): protein localization to plasma membrane
Source: RefSeq, a predicted model, not a curated record